Molecule: messenger RNA, 1505 nt
Organism: Acanthaster planci (crown-of-thorns starfish)
Lineage: Eukaryota; Metazoa; Echinodermata; Asteroidea; Valvatida; Acanthasteridae
Biological process (GO): double-strand break repair via homologous recombination
Cellular component (GO): Shu complex
Molecular function (GO): single-stranded DNA binding
Source: RefSeq, a predicted model, not a curated record
CUCUCCUUGCUGUCAUUUCGCGGUAACGUUCAGAAUGGCCGUGCACGUUCCCGUAGCCAAAAUAUUCCCCUCUGUUCAGCUUCCAGUCCUAAAAAUGGUCUCAGAAGAAAACGAGACAGAGUAUGAGCUUCGCAGUACAAUAUUUGGGAUUCAUAUGCCGCUCAAGGCAUGUAGGUGCUUGCUCACAGGCAAGCGAGAAAGUGGCAAGACUUCCCUUCUGUUCCAGUGUGCUGUGACCUGUGCAUUGGAGGGACGGAAAGUCGACUUUGUCUCCCACGCAAGGUUCCAGUCCCUGCCGCUGUCUGUUCAUGGAGCGCCCUCACCUGAUCCACUCUUGAUGAAGCACGUCCACAUUCUGUACCACCAGGACCGGUCUUCCCUGCUGGAGUAUCUUGCCAGUAUACACACCUCCCCUGCACCUCCAGACGCCAUUUUAGUGGACGACAUCGACUUCUACGCUACUCACCCAAAAACUCAAGAUACUGGCUCAACCAUUGCCCAGCUGUGUGCGUACUUGGUAGAUGCCGCUGCUUUUGUGGACACAAACAGAACCAAGAGUCAAACAUUAACACAGGACAGCAACCAGCGAUGCCUAUUAAUAGCAUCCGUCACCACAACAACCAGCGCGGGAGAGGUGGCCCUUGAACAUGUAUACCGAGGCUUCCUCCCCACAGUGCUACAGAUUUCAGGAGUGGAAGGCACUAAUGACGUCUACCAGCUCUCCCUAUACUCAAAUGGUGCAGCCCAGGCAAACUGCAUCAUCACAUACGAGAUCAAGGACAACAUCAGACUGUUGGAUUACAAUAUCGGGGAUGCUGCCUUUGGCAUGUCACAGGACUUCACACAAGAGUAAAAAAAAAGGUUUUGUUAAAUAUUGUUUGGUGCAAUAAAGUGAAAGUAUUGUUUCAAAUUCGUGUUUCAGCUUUGAUGAGAUUUGGUUUGAGGUGAAGCAGUAGGAACAAAACAUGGAUGGUGCCUUAUGCCAUUGCAUUAUAUCAUUUUUCUUUAUUAAACUUUAUUCCAUUUUUUUCACCAGAGAAGCCCUAUCAGUCAGCAAGGAACAUGAAGACAGUGAAGAAAUAUUCAGUUUUAGAGAUAAAAGGAAUAAUUGAGGUCAAUAUCGUAGGUCAAACCAACACACUCAGGUAGGAGCCAAUAACCCAAUCCACAUGUCAGUUUAAAUUGGAUUUGAACCCGGUUAAAAGAGGUAGGCGGCCAAGAGAUGCUGCUGUUCCAACCUGAUUCCCCCGAACGAAGUGGGAAAUUUUAAUUUUGUAGAGAAAUGUUGACAUGAUGUGAUGCCUUGCAGAAGGCUGUGCACGAGACCAUUGGAUGAACACUUAGAGUGUAGGUGCCAUGUGUGUGGCUCAUGACUCCAACAUCUUGAGUUUUCAUCCCAUACGACACAGUCAAAACUGACUUUAUUGUAUAUACACAAGUUGAAUUGGCAGACUUCAGAAUUAGAAAGGCGUCUUCCUACUGAUUAAAAUCGGUUGUAAAACUAA